Vombatus ursinus (common wombat) is the source of this 1477-nucleotide messenger RNA. RefSeq names its product G protein-coupled receptor 37 like 1 (gene GPR37L1). The record is from RefSeq and is a predicted model, not a curated record. Lineage: Eukaryota; Metazoa; Chordata; Mammalia; Diprotodontia; Vombatidae. Gene Ontology annotation, biological process: positive regulation of MAPK cascade; adenylate cyclase-inhibiting G protein-coupled receptor signaling pathway. Gene Ontology annotation, cellular component: plasma membrane; signaling receptor complex. The coding region runs from base 1 to 1440 and encodes 479 amino acids. The transcript is spliced from 2 exons. Gene Ontology annotation, molecular function: G protein-coupled peptide receptor activity.
AUGCUCUGGCUGUGGCUCUUGGUCUUCUUCCUGGCUGCUGUGUCCACCGCCGGGCUCCAGGGCUUCCCGGCUGUUACCCUGCACUCUAGAAGGCGCUUUACUACAGUAGAAGAAGAGUGGGCACGGACCAAGAGGGGAACGGAGGAUGAUGAAUCGAAGGGGGUGCAGCAGUACAUGCCUGAGCAGUGGGCUGAAUAUCCUCGGCCCAUCCAUCCCGCUGGUCUACAGCCCACCGACCCCCUGGUGCCUAUAAGCCCCAACCCAGACCAGGAGGGGGGUGCCCACGGAAGCGGACAGGAGCCCUAUGGCAACCUGACAGGCACCCCUGGGCGAAGGCUGCAGAUUCAGAACCCCCUCUACCCGGUGACGGAGAGCUCCUAUAGCGCCUAUGCAGUCAUGUUCUUGGCACUGGUGGUGUUUGCCGUGGGCAUCGUCGGCAACCUGUCAGUCAUGUGCAUCGUGUGGCAUAGCUACUACCUGAAGAGCGCCUGGAAUUCCAUCCUGGCUAGCCUGGCUCUGUGGGACUUCCUGGUCCUCUUCUUCUGUCUGCCUGUUGUCAUCUUUAAUGAGCUCACCAAGCAGAGGCUGCUGGGUGACGUCUCCUGCCGGGCUGUGCCCUUCAUGGAGGUAUCCUCCCUGGGAGUCACGACCUUCAGCCUCUGUGCCUUGGGCAUCGACCGCUUCCACGCAGCCACCAGCCCCCUGCCCAAGGCCCGGCUCAUCGAGCAGUGCCAGUCAAUUGUGGCCAAGCUGGCGGUCAUCUGGGUGGGUUCCAUGACAUUGGCUGUGCCCGAGGUCCUGCUGUGGCAGCUGGCACAGGAGCCCUCACUCAUAGCAGGCACCAUGGUGGACUCAUGCAUCAUGAAGCCCUCGCCUAGCCUGCCUGAGUCCCUCUACUCCCUGGUGUUGACAUACCAGAAUGCCCGCAUGUGGUGGUAUUUUGGCUGUUACUUCUGCCUGCCCAUCCUCUUCACCGUCACCUGCCAGCUGGUGACCAGGCGGAUCCGGAGCACCCCAGGGAAGAAGCCAGAGUGCCGGGCGAGCAAACACGGGCAGUGUGAGAAACAGCUGAACAGCACCGUGGGGGGCCUGACUGUGGUGUAUGGCCUUUGCACCCUGCCGGAAAACGUUUGCAACAUCGUGGUGGCUUAUCUCUCCACAGAGCUGUCCCGGCAGACCCUGGAUCUCCUCAGCCUCAUCAACCAGUUCUCCAUUUUCUUCAAAGGCUCAGUCACCCCCGUCCUCCUCUUGUGCCUCUGUAAGCCUUUAGGCCAGGCCUUCCUGGACUGCUGUUGCUGUUGCUGUGAUGAGUGUGGGGCGGAUGAAGCCGCCUCUGCUGACGGCUCGGACCGCAAGCUCAAGACAGAGAUGUCCUCCUCCAUCUACUUCCACAAGCCCGGGGAGUCACCCCCUCUCCUGGCACUGGGCACUCCGUGCUGAGUCCUGGCUGGAGUUGGGGGGUGGGUGGGAGGUGGGA